Pelobates fuscus (common spadefoot toad) is the source of this 1407-nucleotide messenger RNA. RefSeq names its product SIX homeobox 3 (gene SIX3). Gene Ontology annotation, biological process: regulation of transcription by RNA polymerase II; eye development; brain development. Gene Ontology annotation, cellular component: transcription regulator complex; nucleus. The transcript is spliced from 2 exons. Gene Ontology annotation, molecular function: RNA polymerase II cis-regulatory region sequence-specific DNA binding; DNA-binding transcription factor activity, RNA polymerase II-specific. NCBI's taxonomy places the organism in Eukaryota, Metazoa, Chordata, Amphibia, Anura, Pelobatidae. The record is from RefSeq and is a predicted model, not a curated record. Bases 156 to 1034 code for a protein of 292 amino acids.
UCAGUGUGGAUGUAGGGGAGAUAUUAUGAGGCCGGUGUCAUUAGGCGAUUGCUGUUCAAUGAUUGAAUGUUGGAUGUGAGUGAGUCUGUGUGGGUUUGGUUUUUUUUUUUUCCCUUCUUCUUUCUCUGUGAUUACUCCUGGUCUGCGGUCAGUCCAUGGUGUUCAGAUCUCCUCUAGAGCUCUAUCCCACCCACUUCUUCCUGCCCAACUUCACUGAGCGCUCCCUGCUCCUGGCCAGUGGCUCCAGGGCCCCAGAAGAUUUGUCCAUGUUCCAGCUUCCCACCCUCAACUUCUCCCCGGAGCAAGUGGCCAGCGUGUGCGAGACGCUGGAGGAGACUGGGGACAUUGAGAGGCUGGGGAGGUUCCUGUGGUCCCUUCCUGUGGCCCCUGGGGCAUGUGAAGCCAUCAACAAGCAUGAGUCCAUCCUGAGAGCCAGGGCUGUGGUGGCCUUCCACACAGGCAACUUCAGAGAUCUCUACCACAUCCUGGAGAACCACAAGUUUACCAAGGAGUCCCAUGGAAAGCUACAGGCCAUGUGGCUGGAAGCUCACUACCAGGAGGCUGAGAAGCUCAGGGGUCGACCCUUAGGACCAGUGGACAAGUACAGGGUCAGGAAGAAGUUCCCCCUACCUAGGACCAUCUGGGAUGGAGAGCAGAAAACCCAUUGCUUCAAGGAGAGGACUCGCAGUCUCCUAAGGGAGUGGUACCUACAGGACCCUUACCCAAAUCCCAGCAAGAAAAGGGAACUAGCCCAGGCCACUGGCCUAACACCCACACAAGUGGGGAACUGGUUCAAAAAUCGGAGGCAAAGAGACAGGGCAGCAGCUGCUAAAAACAGGCUUCAGCACCAGUCUAUUGGACAGAGCGGAAUGAGGUCCUUGGCAGACCCUGGUUGCCCCACUCACAGCUCAGCAGAAUCCCCGUCCACAGCUGCAGCCAGUCCCACCACCAGCGUGUCCAGCUUAGCAGAGAGAGCAGAGACUGGGACCUCUAUCUUGUCUGUCACCUCCAGCGACUCAGAAUGUGAUGUAUGAUAGCUAGGCAGACACACUUACCCAGUGGACUAAACUUCCAGGGGACUGUCACACAAACUAAAAGGACAGGUGGAAAAAAGGUGACAUUUAGACUCUUGAAGGACAAAUACGACCUAUCUCUGCGCUUUUUUAUGGACGCACAACCACUUGCAUGAUUCAUUUCUAUCUGGGGAUAUAUUCUAGAAAAAAAAAAAUUCAACAACAAAAAAACUCCUAUACCCUACAUGGAUCUGCUUGAAGAAGAAAUCACAGAUCUCCCCUUCGUUUUUUAUUUUUUACAUUUUUAUUUUUAUUUUUUUAGAUUUUUUUCCCCCUUUUCUUUCUCUGUUAAAAAAAUUCCAUCUAAUGGUUACCCGAGAUGCAAUCUUGUCAU